AUGGAGGCUCCGGACUCUGUUAACAAGUCACCUAGAGGGAGAUGGGGAUCCGAAAGCAUUUUGGAGGAUGAUGCAUAUGAGCUGGAAAGUGAAAGAUAUAUGAUGGGUGAAGAAGAGUACUGCAGAAGAAUAGAGAAGAAACGAAUUGUCAAAGAAGUAAGCAAAGAAUUCAAUAGGGACUAUCAACAUGGAAGUCGUGAGUCUACAAGGGAGCAUAAAUCUAGUUACAACAGACGCGGGAGAGAGAUAGAUAGGGACCGAGAGUUAGCUAGAGAAAAACACAGGAAAAGGGACGGAUAUAGUGAUAGGUCCAGCAGGAAGCGGAUAUCUGAUGACCUUGAUGGCGAUGAUCGUGCAUACCAUAGACGUAAUAGACAUUGUGAGACUGACAUGGAAAGAGAUAGGACAGCUAAGAAGCAAAAAACUGUAGAGACAGAAAGUGAGAAACAAAAGGAUGAAGUUGAACAAGAGGCUUAUCAGGAAAGAAUUGCUUUCCAACUUUCUCAACAGGAAGAAGAAGAAGAAGAACUUGAUAGAAUUAAGGAGGAGAGCAGAAGGCGGAAGCAAGCUAUUCUUGAGAAAUAUAAGAAUCAGCUUUCACACAAGGAACAAGUUACUCAAUCCGGAGACAACACUGUGGAUCAGUCUACUGACAAGCGUGCAGCUGGAGAUAAUGUUGUACCAGAGUCCAUUGAAUAUCUCCAACAGCAUCAUAACGACCGAGUUAAGCAACAGAGUAAUGAGAGGUCAGCGGACAUGUUCCGCGAUGAUAUAUUUGAAGAAUCACCUGCUGCCAUCACGAAGGGCAAAGGAGAUGACCUGCCGAUUGAGCGUGAUUUCCUUUAUGAUAACUGGAAUGAUCCGGAAGGGUAUUAUAGCUAUCGCUUCGGAGAAAUUCUUGAUGGUCGUUAUGAGAUUCUUGCUGCUCAUGGGAAAGGCGUCUUUUCUACUGUUGUUUGGGCUAAAGAUCUUAAAGCUAGACCUGGCGAUCCAGAGGAAGUAGCAAUAAAGAUCAUUCGUAAUAAUGAAACGAUGUAUAAAGCGGGUGAGGAAGAGUUCAAAAUAUUGAAGAAGCUAGUUGGUGCAGAUCCUGAAGACAAGUGCCACUGUGUUCGUUUAAUUUCUAGGUUCGAGUACCGUUAUCAUCUUUGUUUAGUUUUUGAGUCUCUUCAUAUGAAUCUCCGUGACCUCCAGAAGAAAUUUGGGCGUAACAUUGGACUCAGCCUCGAUCGUGUGUGGCUUUACGCAAAGCAACUUUUCAGUGCUUUGAAGCAUCUAAAGAGUUGCGGCGUGCUCCAUUGUGAUAUUAAACCUGACAACAUCUUGGUAAAUGAAGCGAAAGAUGAGCUGAAGCUUUGUGACUUUGGUAGUGCUAUGUUUGCUGGUAAAAUCGAAAAUACUCCAUACCUCGUGAGCCGUUUUUAUCGCGCCCCAGAGAUCAUACUUGGCUUGCCAUACGAUCAUCCAGUGGAUAUUUGGUCAGUAGGUUGCUGUUUGUUUGAGCUUUAUGCUGGGAAAGUCUUAUUUCCAGGUUGUUCUAAUAAUGAAAUGCUCCGUCUUCAUAUGGAACUGAAAGGUCCAUUUCCGAAGAAGAUGCUUAAAAAGGUUGCAUUUACACAUCAACAUUUUGACCAAGAUCUCAACUUCCUUGCCCUGAAGACUGAAGAGGAUCUUGUUACACUGAAGGCCAUAAUAAGGAAGCUGAUUGUCAACAAUAUCAAGGCGAAAGGUUUCAGUUCAAUAAUUUCAGGUUAUCCGGGUGAGGAAUUAAAGACGUUGGCUCACUUUAAAGAUCUAAUGGAGAGAAUCUUUGUGUUAGAUCCCGUAAAGAGAAUCACUGUUUCCCAGGCAUUAGAACAUCCAUUCAUCACAACAAGUGAACGACAACGACAACGACAAUGA
Lycium barbarum (goji berry) is the source of this 1902-nucleotide messenger RNA. Its product is annotated as serine/threonine-protein kinase prp4-like. Lineage: Eukaryota; Viridiplantae; Streptophyta; Magnoliopsida; Solanales; Solanaceae. Gene Ontology annotation, biological process: mRNA cis splicing, via spliceosome; peptidyl-serine phosphorylation; peptidyl-threonine phosphorylation. Gene Ontology annotation, molecular function: protein serine/threonine kinase activity; ATP binding. The record is from RefSeq and is a predicted model, not a curated record.